Eurytemora carolleeae is the source of this 2090-nucleotide messenger RNA. Its product is annotated as ATP-binding cassette sub-family F member 2. The record is from RefSeq and is a predicted model, not a curated record. Lineage: Eukaryota; Metazoa; Arthropoda; Copepoda; Calanoida; Temoridae. The coding region runs from base 39 to 1997 and encodes 652 amino acids. The transcript is spliced from 17 exons. Gene Ontology annotation, molecular function: ATP hydrolysis activity; ATP binding.
CGUGAAACAUCUGAGCUGUUUCUAAACUAAAAAAGAAUAUGCCGUCAGAUCAUCAGAAGAAGAGAGCCCAGAAGAAGAAGGAGUUGGCCAAGGCUAAGGGUGGAAAGAAGUUGGAUGCUGGAGAUGAACCCGAGGAGGUUGCCUCCACCAUCGUGAUCACGAACGGAGUCUCUAAAGAAAAAACUCCUGAUGUUCCUCUCACCUACGAGGAGGAGCUCUGUCUCCGCCUCCAGGACGAAGCAAGGCUAGCAGCUGAAGCUCGAGCUUGCACUGGAGUCCUUGGAAUCCAUCCUCAGGCUAGAGAUAUCAAGAUAGAUAACUUCUCCGUCACCUUCUACGGGGCUGAGCUCUUACAGGAUACUAAGCUCGAGUUGUCUGUAGGAAACAGAUAUGGAUUGAUCGGAGUCAACGGAUGCGGGAAAUCCGCUCUGCUCGCGGUUCUUGGAAACCGAGAGGUUCCAGUCCAGGAUCAUAUCGAUAUUUAUUAUCUAGAUCGUGAGGUUCCAGCUAGUGAGAAAACUGCUCUCCAGGCUGUAAUGGAAGCUGAUGAGGAACGGAUAAGACUGGAGAAACUAGCUGAAGAACUUGCCACCCGUGAAGAUGAUGACAGUCAGGAGUAUCUUAUGACGAUUUAUGAACGUUUGGACGAUUUAGGAGCCGAUACUGCCGAAUCCAAAGCAUCUCAUUUACUUAGUGGUCUACAGUUUACGUCAGCUAUGCAGAAUAAGAAAUGUAAAGAUUUCUCCGGAGGAUGGAGGAUGAGGGUAGCACUUGCGAGAGCCUUGUUUAUUAAACCCCAUUUACUUCUGCUUGACGAACCGACUAAUCAUCUGGAUCUGGAAGCCUGUGUCUGGCUUGAAGAAGAACUUAAGACCUAUCCUACGAUCCUAGUGCUGAUUUCUCACUCUCAGGACUUUUUGAACGGAGUGUGUAACAAUAUUAUGCAUUUUGACCAAAAAAAGCUGAAGUUCUAUGGUGGAAACUACGAUACGUUCAUGAGGACCAGGAUGGAGUUGGAGGAAAGUCAGAUGAAACAAUAUCAAUGGGAGCAGGAUCAAAUAUCUCAUAUGAAGAACUACAUCGCGAGGUUUGGUCACGGAAGCGCUAAACUGGCAAGACAAGCCCAGUCCAAGGAGAAGACCCUGGCGAAGAUGGUUGCCGGAGGUCUCACAGAGAAGGUGGCGAACGAGGUCUCCGUCUCCUUCUGCUUCUACUCUUGCGGGGAGAUACCCCCGCCAGUCAUCAUGGUUCAGAACGUAAGUUUCCGAUAUAGCGAAGAUACUCCGUAUAUCUACAAGAACCUUGAGUUUGGUAUGGAUCUGGAUACAAGGUUGGCUCUAGUUGGACCUAACGGAGCGGGAAAAUCAACCCUGCUUAAACUUAUCUAUGGAGAUUUAAUCCCAACUGAGGGGAUGGUGCGUCGACACAACCAUCUGAAGAUGGCCCGCUACCACCAGCACAUGCACGAGCUGCUUGAGAUGGAUUUGUCCCCCCUGGACUACAUGCUUAAGAAGUUCCCGGACUUCAAGGACAGAGACGGAAUGAGAAAGGUUAUCGGUCGGUAUGGAAUCACUGGUAAAGCGCAAACGGCUCCAAUCAAACAGCUCUCUGACGGUCAAAAAUGCAGGGUCGUCUUUGCUUGGCUUUCCUGGCAGGUUCCUCACAUGUUGCUUCUUGACGAGCCUACUAACCAUCUUGACAUGGAAACCAUUGAUGCUCUUGCAGACGCUAUCAACGGGUUCGAGGGAGGAGUAGUCCUUGUCUCUCAUGACUUCAGGCUCAUUGAUCAGGUUGCGGACAAGAUCUGGAUCUGUGAGAAUGAGAAGGUGACAGAGUGGGAGGGAGAUAUCCUCAGUUACAAGGACCAUCUCAAAGCGAAGGUCAUGAAGGAGAGCAACAAGGACGCUAAAAGUAAAAAAAGGUUUGACAAAAUCUGCACGAGGAGCCUGGUAGAGCAAGAUUUCCUUCUAUCAAACCUGUAUCUGCACCUAGAAUAAUGUUUCACAUUGAAAUCCGCCAAGAAUCCUGGACAAACUGAAUAUUGUUUACUGACGUAUACUAUAGUCGGAAUAAAGCUCAGAAAUUGUGAA